Messenger RNA from Cryptococcus deneoformans JEC21, 2230 nucleotides. RefSeq names its product chorismate mutase, putative. The transcript has 6 exons. Lineage: Eukaryota; Fungi; Basidiomycota; Tremellomycetes; Tremellales; Cryptococcaceae. Bases 384 to 1274 code for a protein of 296 amino acids. Gene Ontology annotation, molecular function: chorismate mutase activity. Gene Ontology annotation, biological process: aromatic amino acid biosynthetic process; chorismate metabolic process. The record is from RefSeq and is a predicted model, not a curated record. Gene Ontology annotation, cellular component: cytoplasm.
AAAGGCAUUGAGAAACCUUCAUAGAUUUUUCAUUCCAAUCACAACAGGCCUUCGACCUCAAGAAAGGAUCGCCCUCGCGGUAAGACGGAAAGCUAAGACUCGUUGAAGGCGCCCGUUCUGGUUGAUCUAUUAGUUUGCUGACCGCCCUGGAUGGAUCUUUAAUAGGAUGAUACAAGUGCUGGCAAUUCGAUUAUUUAUUACGAAAGCGAUCACUGAGCUAAUAUAAAAUGAAGUAGUCAUAAUAAUAAUUGGAACGAGGUUUUGCGCUCACCAACCGAUAUUGGGCCAGGCGCCGCUUAUCGAUUUUCCCGCUGGUUGUUCGUGACUUUGCCUUUUGUUAUUCCUCCUAUUCUCACUGUAUCAUUCAGCCUUUUUUCGUGGCCAUGAUGAACUUCACUACCGGGGCCAACGCUUCAGAACUUCUCUCUCUCGAUCGCAUCAGGUCACAGCUUAUUCGGCUCGAAGACACAAUCAUUUUCUUGCUUAUUGAACGAGCUCAAUUCGCGUACAACAAGAAAAUCUACGAGGCCGGAGCAUUCAAGGAUGAAAUUGAUUUUGAAGGAAGCUGGCUUGAAUGGUUCUUGUACGAGACAGAGACUUUCCAUGCAAAGGCCCGACGCUUUACAAGCCCCGAUGAACAUCCUUUCACCCCACUGGACAGGCUUCCGCAGCCCAUCCUCAAACCUCAAAAAUUUCCUACUCUCUUGUAUGAACCCGCUGCUACUCACCCUUCUGUAAAUGUCAAUUCUAGGAUCCUUCGGUUCUAUGUGGAGCACAUCGUCCCCGGUAUCACCGGUGCUGGAAAGGGGAAGACUGAAUCCGAAGAUGAUGGUAACUACGGCAGUUCAGCUACUCGAGAUGUUGAGGUAUUGCAGGCUUUGAGUCGAAGGAUACACUUCGGUAUGUUUGUUUCUGAGAGCAAAUUCCUCACCGCACCCCACGACUUCAUCCCUCAUAUCCUCGCCUCCCCUCCAAAUACCGAAGCUUUAGCGGGUCUCAUUACCAAGCCUGCUGUGGAAGCAAAGUUGCUUGUCCGAUUGGCUAAUAAAGCAAGGGUUUAUGGGUGUGAGAUGGAUGUGGACGGUCGAUUAAUUGAGGUUCCUGACGAGGAGAUGGGUGCCAGAGGGAAGAUUGAUCUCGCCUCGGUGGUGGGCAUGUACAAGGAUUGGGUCAUUCCUCUUACCAAGGAUGUCGAAGUGGACUAUCUUAUUCAUCGUUUGGACGGCGUCCCUCAGUCUCAAAUUGAUGUUUGGAUGAAGGGCAAAAGCCAGUAGAUUAUAUACAGGUGGAAUAUCAUAAUAGGCAGGGGAUGUAGUUUAACUUCUAAAUUCUGUUUCUAUAAUCUGUUUCCUUAAACAACAGUAACGUUGUAGCAGGGGUCCGUGAACCAGGCUUGGAGAAUAGGAAGCCUAUUUAUCUGGAUGUUCGACGCCUUGCGGAGGAUGGAUGUACUUGGUGUACUGUUCCCAUCCUGAUUUAGUGCCCCACAUGGCCCGCAACUAGAAUGAAUCAGCAACAAUACUUGUAAAGCCUUCAGAGUUACCCACCUUAUCCUCAUCAAUGAAUUGGUGCUGGUCUGGAUUCCAACCCGGCACAACAACCUCGCUGAUUAAACACCCUAUUCUCUCUUUCAAGUCGUUAUCCUCGCGCCCCCCGAGUAAUAACAUGUCCUCUUCGGGAAUCUCGCUAGCUUUCCAACAACCUCCCGGUACGAAAAGCUGAGUGACCUCUCCGAGAGAAGAAUUGGGUCCCAUGAUCACACGACGAACUGUUGGCUCGUCACCAUUCUUCUGAGGUGGUUGUAUGAGAGUGUAAAGUGCUCGCCCAGCGUGAUGGAGGUGGAAAGUCUGAAGUCAUUACUUGUUAAAAUAAUACUUCAUGCAGAUCGAUCCACUAGUAAGACGCUCGUACGUACAGAGUGUAAAUUCAUGUGCAUUGCAGAUCGGUAUGAGUCAGGGGUAAGAAGAUAGUAGAUUAAAGUCGCAUCUAGUCUUUUAUCUUCUCCCACUCGCUCAUCUCCUGGUGGACCGUAGAGCAAUUCUGCUCCUGGACCAGAUGCAUAUUGUACCCUCCCUCCCAAAGCGUCUGGUUGUGAUAUAUGGGCAUUUUGAGGUGCGGGUGACUUUGGGCUGUCUGAUUCGAGGGCAACAUUCUGAGCAAAGAAACCACCUUCGAAGUGCUUCCCAAGGGAAUGAGUCGCAAUGAGUUCUGAGUUGGGUACUGGAUAGGG